GAUUUAGAGAUAGAGAGGGAGGGAGAAGGAGGGACUCAUUGCCUUUUGUUCUAUUGGGUCCCUACAACUCUUUUCACCUCUAACUUGUGAUCUCAGAUCUCUACUUCUGGCCUUGGCCUAAAUGGUUUCAUCAGCGAGGAUGCAGACCGACCAAGAGAAGUCGCUCGAUGAUUGGCUCCCGAUCACGUCAAACCGGAAUGCCAAGUGGUGGUACUCCGCCUUCCACAAUGUCACAGCGAUGGUCGGCGCUGGUGUUCUCAGCUUACCGUAUGCCAUGGCACAUCUUGGAUGGGGUCCUGGUGUGGUAGUGCUUGUUUUGUCAUGGGUCAUAACCUUGUACACCCUUUGGCAAAUGGUGGAAAUGCAUGAGAUGGUGCCCGGGAAACGAUUCGAUCGGUACCAUGAGCUUGGCCAGCAUGCGUUUGGAGAAAAGCUUGGCCUCUGGAUUGUGGUUCCCCAACAGGUGGUGGUGGAGGUUGGCACAUGCAUUGUCUACAUGGUCACCGGUGGAAAAUCUCUACAAAAAUUCCAUAAUGUUGUAUGCCCUGACUGCAAAUCCAUCAAGCUAAGCUAUUUUAUUAUGAUCUUUGCCUCUGUGCACUUCGUUCUCUCCCAACUUCCCAACUUCAAUUCGAUGUCGGGUGUCUCCUUGGCUGCUGCAGUCAUGUCCCUCAGUUACUCCACCAUUGCUUGGGGAGCUGCUGUUGAUAAGGGUCAGCAAGAAGGGGUGGACUAUAGCUUCAAAGAUUCAACCACAUCGGGAGUUGUCUUUGGCUUCGUGAGUGCAUUGGGAGAUGUUGCUUUUGCCUUUGCAGGGCACAAUGUUGUCUUGGAGAUACAAGCAACCAUUCCUUCUACGCCCGAGAAGCCUUCGAAGAAACCCAUGUGGAAGGGUGUUAUUGUAGCUUAUAUCAUAGUUGCCAUCUGCUACUUCCCUGUUGCUUUGAUCGGAUACUGGUCUUUUGGCAAUGCAGUUGAUGACAACAUUCUCAUUUCAUUGGAGAGGCCGAGGUGGCUCAUUGCAGCUGCUAACAUGUUCGUUGUGAUUCAUGUUAUUGGAGGCUAUCAGAUUUAUGCCAUGCCUGUGUUUGACAUGAUGGAAACAAUGCUCGUGAAGAAACUUCAUUUCUCUCCUAGCAUUGCUCUACGUUUAGUUGCACGGACUUUAUUUGUUGCUCUUACAAUGUUCAUUGGUAUAUGCAUCCCCUUCUUUGGUGGGUUGCUUGGAUUCUUUGGAGGCUUUGCAUUGGCUCCAACAACUUACUAUCUUCCAUGCAUCAUGUGGCUGGUCAUCUACAAGCCUAGAAAGUUCAGCUUAUCUUGGAUCACAAAUUGGAUCUGCAUUAUUCUUGGAGUCAUUUUGAUGAUUUUAGCACCAAUUGGAGGACUAAGGACAAUCAUACUUAAUGCAAAGAAUUACCAGUUCUUCUCAUAACUUUGCUGAUCAAGAAUACUAGUGUCUCAUGUAAAUGGGAUCAUUGAAGUCAAAUGACAGUGUCGACAUGCUGAAAAAUUUCCUUCUCAUGGCAAAAGUUCUUUGUGUUCAUAUUACAAAGUCUGGUAAUUUAUUUGUUUAGAGAAGAAUCUUAUCUGCAUGAGGCCAAGAGUGGAGGAUUUCCUAUUUACUGCCUCAAUUGGAUGUAUAUUGUCAUCUUCAUUCUCUUGUUCAAAUUAUCCUUUAUAUCAAAUUUUUUUAACAUUCUAAUGUACAAGCUAGUAAUUAUCAAGCUCAUGUGCUUUUUGAUGUCUUUUU
This is a messenger RNA of Elaeis guineensis (African oil palm), 1753 nucleotides long. RefSeq names its product lysine histidine transporter 1. Lineage: Eukaryota; Viridiplantae; Streptophyta; Magnoliopsida; Arecales; Arecaceae. The record is from RefSeq and is a predicted model, not a curated record.